AUUCACUCAACUCGGGCUUGGAGCAAAUGCCUGGAGUGGCAUCCAAGCCAAAGCCAUCAUUUGCGCAUCUGCUUUCUUUUUAUUCUCUCUUCUUGAGUUCUUAGAAACACCAACGAUCUAAUUCGGAUUGCUCUUCACUCUACUCUCUGCAGUUCAAUCUCAAUGUCGAUAUUCGAGUACAAUGGGAGUGCCCUAAUAGCGAUGGUGGGCAAGAACUGCUUCGCCAUUGCGAGUGAUCGCCGACUUGGUGUCCAGCUACAAACUAUCGCCACUGAUUUCCAGCGAAUCUACAAAGUACACGAUAGGCUCUUCAUCGGUCUCUCUGGCCUAGCCACCGACGCUCAAACUCUGUAUCAGAGGCUUGUUUUCCGUCACAAAUUGUAUCAACUGCGAGAAGAGAGGGACAUGAAGCCUGAGACAUUUGCUAGCCUUGUCUCUGCUCUCCUUUAUGAGAAAAGGUUUGGUCCAUACUUCUGCCAACCUGUAAUUGCUGGAUUGAGUGAUGAAGACAAGCCUUUCAUUUGCACAAUGGAUUCAAUUGGUGCCAAGGAACUUGCAAAGGAUUUUGUUGUUGCUGGAACAGCAUCAGAGUCGCUUUAUGGUGCUUGUGAAGCUGUGUUCAAGCCUGACAUGGAACCUGAAGAAUUGUUUGAGACUGUAUCUCAAGCAUUGCUAUCAUCAGUAGAUCGGGACUGUUUGAGUGGUUGGGGAGGACACGUCUAUGUUGUUACUCCCACUGAAGUUAAAGAAAGAAUCUUAAAGGGAAGGAUGGAUUGACCUUUGUUUGCAAAGCUGAAGAUCAAAGCCCUUUAGACAAACACUAGGCCACCAGUUUUUCCAAUAUUUUCAAACCAUUAAUUUGAAUGAAGGCCGUUGUUCUGUAACUUAGUGAAAGUACUGUUGAUAAGAUUUUCAACUUGAAGCUCUGUAUCAAGUUAUGGUGUAUUGAAUGCACCUUCUAGACAGUUCUAUUGCCAAGUUUGAUUUGUUA
Molecule: messenger RNA, 991 nt
Organism: Hevea brasiliensis (rubber tree)
Lineage: Eukaryota; Viridiplantae; Streptophyta; Magnoliopsida; Malpighiales; Euphorbiaceae
Product: proteasome subunit beta type-3-A
Exons: 7
Coding region: 163-777 (204 amino acids)
Biological process (GO): proteasome-mediated ubiquitin-dependent protein catabolic process
Cellular component (GO): proteasome core complex; proteasome core complex, beta-subunit complex
Source: RefSeq, a predicted model, not a curated record